AGUCACUUUUAAGAAUUUUCGAAGUAAACGUUUACAGUUUUUAAGAAUUAUUUUAAAAUUAAAAGAAAUGUAUUUAAGAAAGAAAGUCCAAAAUAAAUAUGUGGUUAAAUAAUUUAAACGAACUGUGUAUUUAUAGAAGUCGUUAUGUAAAUAUCUUAACACGUAAUACCACCGAGAAUUUAAGCGAAUUGUACGAAGUUAAUGAAACAAAAUUUGCAUUAAAUCACACAGAUUGUCAAAUAUUUUUAAAGAAGAAAUCUCACGAUAUAGAAGUGCUAAAGGUGCAGGGUGAUAUGAAAGAUGACAACUUGCAGGCGGAGUAUUUUAAGUUUAAAGUGAAACCUUUUAGAAAUUUAAGUAAAUUAAUCUUCUAUCAAAUGGUGGUGACAAAUGAAAAUCUGCUGGUGUUAAGCAAAAAUUGUUUGCAAUUGAACAGUUUACAUUUGUUGAAAUGUUUCUGUGAACAUUUUGAAACUCUGGCGCCGGGUAUUAAUAUAAAUAUCGACAGUAUUUGUAAAAUAAAACAAUUGCAGGAAUUAAAAUUUGAGCCCGAGACAAAGCCGGGUACCAUAAAGCCACUGAAAGUGCAACAUGUGAAAUAUCUUUUAAAUAAUGUUGUGAAUUUGACCAGUUUAAGUUUUAAAAAUUUCACCAUAGUUUGUGAGGAGGAGGAUAAAACCACCAGGACCUAUAUACCCGAUAUUGUUUGGCAGUUACAGGUUUUAAAUAUUGGCAUUUUAAACUAUGAUUUUUGGUGCACUUUUACCGGUUAUCUGAAAUGCUGCCCGCAAUUGCGCAAACUCAUCAUACACGUCAAUGAUAGUAAUUUGUUGUUAAAUGUCAAACUAAUCGAUAUUUUGAGCAGAUGUUGUAGAUAUUUAGAAACUUUAUGUUUGGAAGGUUGUCAACUAGAUAUCAAGGAUUUCUUGCCUUUACAGGGUUUACAAGAAAUAUCGCUGAUUUCUUGUAGUGGCUUGACCUUUGAAAAUUUACAACAAUUUUUGGGUGGCCUCAAGCUAAAAAAGUUUAAAUUGAUCAAUUCGCCUGUCAACAAAACUUACAAUUAUAUUUAUAUAGCACCCUCUUUGGAAUCGAUAACCAUAGAUACCCCACAGUUUACAGCAAUAUCUGAAAUAUUUCAAAAUUCUCUAAACCACUUUAACGCACUACACACCCUGAACUGGCUUAAUGGUGAUAUAACUCAUAAUUGGAUACGUGAUAAAUGUCCUCAAUUAAAACAGUUACAACUAACAAAUCCCUAUAUUUUACCACGUAUUGUCUUAUCUAUGGCUAACCUAAAAGAAUUAACAUUUACUACUGGUCAUGGUCUGAACUGGACUCUUUUGAAAAUGCUUAUUCGUGAUAUGUCUUUGAAACGUUUAAAUAUUGCUGUUAAUGAUGUAUUGAUCGAUAAUAAUAGAAUUUCCCAAAAAUGUUUUAGAGUUGCGACGACUUUGGAGUUUAUAAAGUUGCCCUUUGGAAUAUUUGUAAUGGGUUUAACACAUUGGUUAGAUGUAUUAGAUGUUAAUGAGCAAUUGGGUUUUCUUGUUUAUGGCACCGCUGGAGAUAUAUUAAAUUUUAGACUACUAUGUAUAUUGCUGUCAGCGGAUUGUUUGCGUAACCGGUCAAAUCGUAUAAAAAUUUGCGGUUUUAAAAUGGAACUUAAAGACUUUGAACAAAAAACAAUUUUUAGGGAAAUUGUUCGAUUGCAUAUCAAUACCAAUCAUUAUAGAACCAGGAAAAUGCCGUUUACUUUGGAAUUCUAAAUAUAUAUUACUUUGGUGAAAUAAAUAAAGAAUUAAUAAAAGUUCUAAUAUAUUUC
Molecule: messenger RNA, 1822 nt
Organism: Lucilia sericata (common green bottle fly)
Lineage: Eukaryota; Metazoa; Arthropoda; Insecta; Diptera; Calliphoridae
Exons: 2
Coding region: 99-1766 (555 amino acids)
Source: RefSeq, a predicted model, not a curated record